CAGCAACGAGCAUUGAAAAUGGAAGAAGAAAACAAAUACUUAAAGUGAGAGCAAAUUCGUCAGAGACGAGUCUGGGGUAGGUAAAUAAUCCAUUGAUGGAAGUUAAACCUCAGAAUUUACGUGAGAUUAAUCUAACUGUUAGAGCCUGAAGAAAAUUUAAAUCUGAGAAUGAAUCCAAACCAGAAAACUUCAAAUGAAUCUGCUAACAGUGGAGCAAGUAGUAGCACUCCUUCAGAUCUGACUAGCUUACCAAAAGGACUCCUAGGACGUGCAGGUGUUCCCUUAGGUCGUGGUGCAAGACUACCAUCUAUUCGGGGACCAAGAGACUUAACAUUAGGGGGAAUACCGAAAAGAGUUUUUACUCCAAACAUUCCAACUCGACGUGAUCGUUCUAAGGAUGCAGAUCAAAAAACUCAGUCUUCUUCAAAGCCAUCUUCAAGAGGUGGGCAAAGAGAACGUGGGGGUGACAGAGGACGAGGAGGAGCUCGGGGACGAGGGAGGGGUGAACUCAUACAAACUGAGGGACUUGUCUUUGGAGAGGGUCCAAGUGAUCAAAUGAUGAAGAAAGGAUCUUGGGGGUCUCGCUCAUAUGGCAGUGGUGACAAAGAGCCAAACUUCAUGGCCAAACCCAAGUUCACACCCACACCAAAUAGAACCAAACAGGAAAAAGAAGAAGAUGAGGCCACGUUGAAGGAAAUAUUAAAAGAUGAUUUUAUUGAUGACCCAAAUGAACGAGGAGAAAAGAUUCAGCCUGUCCAACUUCCUCUGUAUAACUCAGUGAAGCAAGAAAUUAAGACUGAGAAUAAAAAUGAUGUAUUCCUUGGGAAGCAGAGAAUUAGAAUUAAACAAGAACCAGUGGACGAUGAUGAUGUGGAAAUGAAAACUGACUUGAAACCAAAUGUACAAGGUGAAGAACAAAGUAAAAGUGAGAAAGGACAAAUCACAGCGAAAGAUUUGUUUACCAACGUUCAGGAAUCAGAACUUUUAUUUUUUCAAUUUCCAACUAUUCUUCCUGGAUUUGUUGAUAGUCCAGAUGAGGAGGUUAAGCCUAACAUUAAAACUGAACAUACAGAAAGUAACAAGCAUACAUCAUCCAUCAAAACAGAAAAAGGAGAAGGUGAUCAGUUACCUUCCAAGUUUGGCUGCAGUUUGGCUGAUCUACCAGAGGGCUAUAUUGGUAAACUUCAAGUGCUUAAAUCUGGCAAGACCCGAUUGCGAUUAGGGCCUGUGGUAAUGAAUGUUGAGAUGGGAACGCCUGUGGGAUUCCUUCAGGAUCUGGUUUCACUGAGGUUAAUCAAAGAUGCAGGAGAUAUGACUGUAUUGGGUCAUGUUCAACAUAAGCUAGUGCUCUCUCCAGAUAUAGAAAAUAUACUCUCUUUGUGUAAAGGAUGACCAUAAGUAUCAGAGUUAAUAAAAAUUAUGGGUUUUACAAGUA
Limulus polyphemus (Atlantic horseshoe crab) is the source of this 1435-nucleotide messenger RNA. It is a transcript of the gene RpIIIC53, whose product is annotated as DNA-directed RNA polymerase III subunit RPC4-like. Gene Ontology annotation, biological process: transcription by RNA polymerase III. Gene Ontology annotation, cellular component: RNA polymerase III complex. Gene Ontology annotation, molecular function: DNA binding. The transcript has 9 exons. Bases 169 to 1392 code for a protein of 407 amino acids. The record is from RefSeq and is a predicted model, not a curated record. NCBI's taxonomy places the organism in Eukaryota, Metazoa, Arthropoda, Merostomata, Xiphosura, Limulidae.